AUGGCCAAUAUAAUGUACCAGUUCAGAAUGAAUGAUCUCACAUCAAAACUUAAUAUCUCUGAGGAUAAUUUAAAAGAAAGCCAAAUUGCUUUUAAUGAGAUAAAUGCCAUAUAUUUAAAUCACCUUAAUGGUAGUAAUGAGAUUAAUAUAAAUCACAAGAAAAAUACAUCUGCAGAUUACAAAUUUAACGAAGAGCGAAGUAAGAGGAUUUUAUUGCAAAAAGAGGUAUACGAAUACCAGGGAAGGAAUUCGGCUGAGCUCAACAAAUUAAAUUCUGAAGUAGAAAAGUUACAAUCAGAAAUAACCAAGAAACAACCAAGUACAUCGUCAAAGGUAUAUUUAAAGAAAAAUACACUUCCACGUCAAAUACAGUCUCCUAUGUUUGAGCGUAAGAUAUAUAAUAUAAAUCCUUUUCUGGAUAAAAAUAAUAUUCUUCAGUAA
Molecule: messenger RNA, 441 nt
Organism: Macrosiphum euphorbiae (potato aphid)
Lineage: Eukaryota; Metazoa; Arthropoda; Insecta; Hemiptera; Aphididae
Source: the annotation of a GenBank genome assembly